Asterias rubens (European starfish) is the source of this 1004-nucleotide messenger RNA. Its product is annotated as beta-1 adrenergic receptor-like. The transcript has a single exon. Gene Ontology annotation, molecular function: neurotransmitter receptor activity; G protein-coupled serotonin receptor activity. Gene Ontology annotation, biological process: chemical synaptic transmission; G protein-coupled receptor signaling pathway, coupled to cyclic nucleotide second messenger. The record is from RefSeq and is a predicted model, not a curated record. Gene Ontology annotation, cellular component: dendrite; membrane. Bases 60 to 1004 code for a protein of 314 amino acids. NCBI's taxonomy places the organism in Eukaryota, Metazoa, Echinodermata, Asteroidea, Forcipulatida, Asteriidae.
UUCUACAACAACUAUUAAAACAAGAUUGUAUUUGACGAACAAAACAGACUGCCGUCAAAAUGAACUCCACAACCGCAGACUCUUUGGGUCUGUCCCCAGUCCUCGUCGCACUCCGUACUUGUUUCAUUGCCAUCAUUGCACUGCUGAUUAUAUCUGGGAAUAUUCUUUCAAUUGCCGUGACAUGCCGUGUAACCAACUUAGCUGACAGCACCAAGGUUCUGAUGACAUCACUGGCUGUAUCCGACCUUCUGGUUGGUUUCCUGUCACUGUUCUAUACUAUAGCAUCUGCUCUAAAUAAAUGGCCUUUUGGGAAUAUGGGAUGUCAGAUAUCCAUGAUUUGUUCUACAGCGUGUUUCACCAUGUCAAUACUUUCAUUGACUUUUCUGAAUGUUGAACGCUAUGUAGCUAUCACCCGGCCAUAUAAAUUUCCCUUAUGGUGUACUGGACGUCGUGCAAUAACACUCGUAGUUGUGGCAUCUACACUUGGUUUGUCUGCAGGACCGUUUUCUCUGCUUUUAUUCAACCAAACUGCUAAAUAUUUUGCGGGGCCGACGAUUUGCUUUUUUAGUAACACCUCGCCUGUUUUCAGCAUCACAAACCUUCUUGUUGCAGAUCUGUACCCUACAUUUUUGAUGGUAUUCAUUUACUAUCGAUUGAUUAAAAUCAGUCGUCAACAUGAACAGCGACUGAACCAAAAUGGCAACAAUGAGGCAAACAAUAAUCAUGACAACAAAGCUCUCAAGACAUUCCUUGUUGUUACGUUGACAUUUUUUGGAUGUUACACGCCAUUUUUGCUUGUAAAUGCAGCCGAGUCUUUUACAGGUGUUCCUAGCCCAAACUGGCUGCAAUUUCUGACAGUAUGGUUAAACACUUCAAACAGUAUGUUCAAUGUGUGGAUUUACUGUCUCUUCAAUUCAUCCUUUCGUCAAGUGGCAAAGGCAAUUUUAUUGAAGACACUUCCUUUUCCCUGUCGUGACAGGUCAGUUGCACCCGUUGUUAUUUAA